GUCGGAGUGAAGAGGCGGGGCUUGGACUUGGUUUUGGGUCUCCUGCUGCGCGGGGACUGGACGCAGUUGAGCGGAGUCUUUGCUUCCCCUCCCCCUGUGUUUUUCCGGGCGCCGGCGUAGGUCCCGCGCCUGUCCAUGGAAGGCGGAAACGGCCGCGGGGUCCAUCUCCUUGCCAAGGGGUCUGAUCCUCGCCGCCAUGUCUGGGGGCUUCGAGCUGCAGCCGCAGGACGGCGGCCCCCGGGUGGCCCUGGCGCCCGGGGAGACGGUGAUCGGCCGCGGGCCGCUGCUGGGAAUAACAGACAAGAGAGUAUCCAGAAGACAUGCCAUUCUUGAGGUGGCAGAUGGUCAGCUUCGAAUCAAACCGAUACACACAAAUCCAUGUUUUUGUCUGUCUACUGAGAAGAGCCAGUUCUUACCAUUAGAGAUAAAUCUGUGGCACCAGUUGAAUCCUGGAGAUAGUUUUUCGUUGUUAGUCGACAAAUAUAUUUUCCGUGUUUUCUCUACACACUCUGAAAUGGAAAUGAAGUGUACUUUAAGAAACAGUCAAAUGCUUGAUGAAGAUAAUGUAUUGAAUGAAACACCAAAAUCUUCCUCAAUUAAUUUGCCUGAUGAGACAGCUGGUGCCCCACAGCUGGAAAGAAGCACAGAAGUAGCUAAGACCCAGACUGCUACUGCGAAGAGUGUGUCUUUCCCAGGUGAAUGUAGAGACGUCAGUAAGCAGCAGUCAAACCCUGCCCAGAGGAAAAGAAUCCUUCCCGCGUGGAUGUUAACAGAAGAUCUAAGAGAUCAAAACCUUUCAGCACCAGUCCUCACUGGAGAUAAUAUUGUAACCCAGAGAAGUGGAAAAGAAGGAAUCUGCAAAGAUAAAACCCAAGUUAACAUAACACAGCAAGGAAAAAAGCGAUUAAUUUCAUCAGGAAGCUCAGAAAGUACAUCAGCAGAGCACGACACAGGAAAAAAGUGCAAAAAUGUUGAUCAGGAAGAGUCUGUCAUUUCAUCCAAGGGAAUGCCACGAUCAUUUUCUGCAAUCACAGUAAGUAACGCGGAGGUGAAUGAUAUGAAGACUGAUACACAGAGAAACAAAAUCCCAAUAGAGGAACUUGGUAAGGUUUCUGAACAUAACAUCAUCACUGAAGGGACACCAAAUAAAGAAGACGAAGCAGUGAGUUGUUCUGAGAGUUGUUCAAGUGCCCAAGGCAAGUCGUUCCAUGAUGAGGCUCAAGGAUCUCACCCUGAGUCCAGCUCUGAUCCUUCCAAUCCUGGAACUUCACGUGCAAAGGCAACUGAUUCCGUUCCACAAGCUUCUGAAGAAAACAAGGUCAAGAGGACAUCCUGCAUGUAUGGGGCAAACUGCUACAGGAAGAAUCCUGUCCAUUUUCAACACUUCAGUCACCCUGGUGAUAGUGAUUAUGGAGGUGUACAAGUCAUGUGUCAAGAUGAGGCAGAUGACCGGCCUGAAUGUCCCUAUGGAGCAUCUUGCUAUAGGAAGAACCCCCAGCACAAGAUAGAAUAUAGACAUGGUACACUUUCAAUGAGAAGCAUUUCAGGUGAAGAUGAUGAUGUUGGGCAGCCUAACGAGUACGACCUGAAUGACAGCUUUCUAGAUGAUGAGGAAGAAGAAUAUGAGCCAACAGAUGAAGAUUCUGACUGGGAACCAGAAAAGGAAGACCAAGAGAAGGAAGAUACGGAAGAGCUUUUGAAAGAAGCAAAAAAAUUUAUGAAAAGAAAAAAGUAACUCUUUUCUGCAGUGAUAGCAUAUGGCUCACAUUUACUCUUUCUUUAUGGGAAAAAAUUCAGGAACUAAGGAGGCACUUAAGCAAUAACUGUUUUCCUUCUUUUUAUAGUUAUGUCUUUACUAUUGACUCUUUGCAAAUGAAACAUUGAAAUGUCAACCUUCAGUGGAGUGGAUGGAAUUUGUUUUGUGGCUAUGAUUUCUCUAUCCUAUGUAAAAGCACCUGGAAAUAGGAAGGAGACAGAGAGUCAAAGAGAAAGAAUUGAUAUUUUUUCAUGUCCUUUGUGUGUUGGUAAUAAAAAAUAAAAGCCAUAGGUUGCA
This is a messenger RNA of Equus caballus (horse), 2053 nucleotides long. RefSeq names its product aprataxin and PNKP like factor (gene APLF). NCBI's taxonomy places the organism in Eukaryota, Metazoa, Chordata, Mammalia, Perissodactyla, Equidae. Gene Ontology annotation, biological process: double-strand break repair. The record is from RefSeq and is a predicted model, not a curated record. Gene Ontology annotation, molecular function: protein binding; DNA-(apurinic or apyrimidinic site) endonuclease activity; 3'-5' exonuclease activity. Gene Ontology annotation, cellular component: nucleus; site of double-strand break.